Exophiala xenobiotica is the source of this 2221-nucleotide messenger RNA. RefSeq lists its product as uncharacterized. Bases 214 to 1878 code for a protein of 554 amino acids. Gene Ontology annotation, molecular function: protein binding. The transcript has a single exon. Gene Ontology annotation, biological process: SCF-dependent proteasomal ubiquitin-dependent protein catabolic process. Gene Ontology annotation, cellular component: SCF ubiquitin ligase complex. NCBI's taxonomy places the organism in Eukaryota, Fungi, Ascomycota, Eurotiomycetes, Chaetothyriales, Herpotrichiellaceae. The record is from RefSeq and is a predicted model, not a curated record.
UUUGUAAUCAUCCACAUCUUGAACAAACUACUCCUCCUACGCCACCACAAAGCCAUCCUACCUAACUAAUCGCUCGUCAAGCCUUACACAUCUUUCGAACCAUUUCUGGAUUAUUUUCCGAGUUCAUGAAGGAAGCGUCAUCCUUAGGUCGAUCACCAGACGGACGUCUGGUAACAACCUGAUAACUCUUGGGCGCACAUCAGUCGCGGAAGCAUGGAUGAUCCGGCAUCAGCUCUGGAACAGUUUCGGAAACAAUGGAAGGAAGAAGUCAAUGCUCGCACCAAGAAACCUCAAGGGCGCCCGUCACUGCCGCAACCGGAGAGACCCAGAAGGACAAGUGACGCCAGGUUAGAGAGGCCAACCAACAAACCGCCCACCCGCCACCCGAUUGCCGAUAUCAAGGACGAGUCAGAUCACUACAGCGAUGCCGAGCAAACUGGCGAAAGCAGCGCGAAAUUGACUCAACGUGUUGAGAGUCUCAGCAUUCAGAAUAUCGAUGAUGAUGAGUUUACCCCCAGGCCAUCCGUUCAGGAGCCACAGAGCGCUCUAGAGCAUUUUGAACAUGCCAUGGAAAGAGAAAGGCAGGGUAAUCUGGGCGACAGUCUUUCUCACUAUCGCAAAGCCUACAGGCUUGAUGCAAAAGUCGAUCAGACCUACAGACAGAAGCAUUUUCCGAACAAGUCGAAACCCACAAAUCCGAACCCGUCAAAUGCUCCCGCCACCGUUCCUUCGACUGCUCACCACUCAUCGAAAGAACCCCAGCAAGAGUUACCAAUAGCCGAGCUGAUUGACAGCUUUGCUCAUUGCCAAAUUAACGGUGCUCUCCCAAUUAUUGCGGGUGACCGUCCCCCACCGUGCGGUAUUCAAAAACUACCCACGGAAGUGCUCCUAGAAUUGCUUCGACUUGUGGCUGUUCGCGAUCCCGCUGUUUUUGCCCGGUUGGCGCUUGUCUGUAAGAAGCUUGCCUAUCAUGUCUGGAUCGACAACGGCAUCUGGAAACGUAUCGCGCUAGGUCCCGAAUUUGGCUUGGCCGGUCAACAGUACAAUUUUGCGACAGACCUCCAAGGCCGCGAGCUCGUCUUCCGCGAGGUGGGAGACGAAUCUGCAGAUGAAGAUCUUCCUCCUGUAACGGAGGCUUCCUUCCCUGAGCAGAGCACUUGGCGUGAUGUCUUCCACACUCAUCCUCGCAUCCGGUUUACGGGCGUUUAUAUUUCGACGGUCAACUAUACUCGGCCUGGAGGUGCAUCUGCCACGGCAUACACCUGGAGUUCUCCGAUUCAUGUUGUGACUUACUAUCGAUACUUGCGCUUUUUCCGUGACGGUACUUGCCUAUCUCUUCUUACAGUUGAAGAGCCGGUCGACGUCGUCCAUCAUCUGACACUGGAGAAUCUGGCCUAUGUCCGCAACGGCAAGAAAGAGCCUUCAAGCCAAUUGAAAGUAACACCUGUGCCUGGGAAACAAGGGGGCAUUUCCUCAUCUUCAGCAGCUGCAGCAACCACCACCGUUGCACCUCCUCCAGCUGCCCAACAUAUCAUGAAGCAUGUUCUUCGAGGCCGGUGGCGUCUUUGUCAUCCCAGCCUCGAGACUUUGGCCGCUGGUGUGACACAAGAUGGCGUCGGGCCCUCUAAUCUCUCACCAACGAUGACACCUGGUGACUUGCACAUCGAGACGGAGGGCGCUGGUCCGCGGUACAGGUACACAAUGCAUUUGUCCUUGAAAUCAGCCGGGCGCUCGAAGCACACCACCAAGAACAACAAACUUACUUGGAAGGGCUUUUGGAGCUAUAACCUGCUUACUGACGACUGGGCUGAGUUUAAUCUUAGGCACGAUAAGCCAUUCUAUUUUUCCCGAGUCAAGGGGUAUGGCUUGGGUUAUUGAGCUGUAGUCACCCAGAUGUUUUUCUUCGAGCAAAACCGACCGAAGCUGAGGUCUGCAGAUGCAAGCCUACUUGGUUAUUGCUGAACGGAUAGAGGAUUGGAUAGAUGAGAUCAGCAGGGCAAUCGACGUUCUUGUGGCUAUAUAUUUUGCCGGAGCCGAGCAUCAAGUGCUGAAUCGCGAGACGACAGGACACCAGGGCUCGAUAUAUGGAGCCGGUCUUUUCCUUACGAGGACCGCGAGAUAGGUUCUUGGACGAUGAAUAAGAUUCUGCGACUGAACCUGAUCCGCCUUAUAUGGCGUGGUAUGGUUCUCGCGCUAUAUUCCGGACGUCAAUUCAACUUCC